Messenger RNA from Labrus mixtus (cuckoo wrasse), 1998 nucleotides. It is a transcript of the gene slc30a2, whose product is annotated as solute carrier family 30 member 2. NCBI's taxonomy places the organism in Eukaryota, Metazoa, Chordata, Actinopteri, Labriformes, Labridae. Gene Ontology annotation, cellular component: plasma membrane. Gene Ontology annotation, molecular function: zinc ion transmembrane transporter activity. The record is from RefSeq and is a predicted model, not a curated record. Gene Ontology annotation, biological process: zinc ion transmembrane transport; response to zinc ion. The coding region runs from base 169 to 1383 and encodes 404 amino acids. The transcript is spliced from 8 exons.
GACCCAGACCCAGACCCAGACCCAGACCCGGACCCGGACCUGUCGAUUCUCACCGGCAACUCCUGCAGCAGCAUCCUCCAAAAAAGAAAAAGAAAAGUCACCUCUACAUUUUUUAUUUUUUAUUCGAUUGAACUCAGACGGGACAGCGGCUGACUGCGGGCAGAAUAAAUGGAUAAUAACGCUGCAAAUUCGGAGAAAUCUCACCUGAUGCACGAGAACAGUGCCAAAACGUAUUCUUUAAAGCUGCAAAGCACCUUUCCAGACUCCAAAGACCAGUAUCCAGACUUCCCUUUCAAGAAUGGAGGCGUGGCAGGCGCCAUCGAGCUGAAGCGGCCCGUCGGCGCUCACUGCCACGGCGCCAAAGCCCUGAAGUGUGAGGAUGGCGGGGACAGACUGCUGGCCCAGAAGAAACUCUACAUCGCCUCAGCCGUCUGCCUCGUCUUCAUGAUCGGAGAGGUCAUAGGAGGCUACCUGGCCCACAGCUUGGCCAUCAUGACGGAUGCGGCGCACCUCCUGACAGAUUUCGGCAGCAUGAUGGUGAGCCUGUUCUCGCUGUGGAUCUCGUCCAGACCGCCCACCAAAACCAUGAACUUCGGCUGGCACAGAUCAGAGAUCCUCGGGGCGUUCGUCUCAGUCAUCUCCAUCUGGAUUGUGACGGGGGCUCUGGUCUAUUUAGCCAUCGAGAGGAUCGUGCGCAACGACUACGAGAUCGAUGGCCACGUGAUGCUGGUCACCUCCGGGUGCGCCGUCAUCGUCAAUAUCAUCAUGGCCUACAUCCUCCACCACUCCACCACCUUCCACGCCCACGGCAGCGGUUACCACCAGAUCGACGAGGAUGGCCACAGUCCCGUCUCUCACAGCCACGGCCACGGCCACUCCCACUCGCUCCUCGGUGGCCAUAGCAACACGAGCGUCCGGGCCGCCUUCAUCCACGUGGUCGGAGAUCUGCUGCAGAGCGUCGGCGUCAUGGUGGCAGCGACAAUCAUCUACUUUCGGCCCGAGUAUAAAAUUGCAGAUCCCAUCUGUACGUUCCUGUUCUCCGUCUUUGUCCUCUGCACCACCGUCACAAUCCUUAGAGACGUCUUCAGGAUACUACUGGAAGGAUCUCCCAAAGGAAUAGAGUUUAACUCCGUGAAGGAGGUGCUGCUGUCGGUGAAGGCUGUGAAGUCUAUGCACAGUCUGCAUCUCUGGGCUCUGACUCUGGGCCAGUCACUGGUCUCCGUUCACCUGGCUAUAGAGGAGGGUACCGACGCUCAGUCUGUGCUGCAGGAGGCCACCGAUCUGCUCAACACAAAGUUCGGUUUCUACAGCAUCACCAUCCAGGUGGAGCUUUACUCUGAAGACAUGAGCCACUGCUCCCACUGCCAGGACCCCUGUGACUGAUACUGAUACUGGACGGGACAAGACCGAACCCAACAGGACAUGGAACAGGACUCAGGCACAUUCCCAUUCUCUCUGGGUGAGCUGUACUCAUAACGCAGCCUCCUGUUCAAGGAGUUUUUGUACAAAUUUAGUUGAGUUCAUAAUUUAGUCGCAAGAAAUUACGCAGAGAAAUCAUCCAUGUGUUGGUGGUAAGGUGCUUAUGCUGGAGCUUAAUGCUAACAUGGAUACGGCCAAAUACUUUAUCCUCCUGAAAGACUGGAAUUACAAAGCAGUGAUUGGUUCUCCAGUCUUUGUUAUAGUUGGUGGUUUUGCAAAUAAUUGUGACGAUUUAGUAAAAGAGUUCGGGGUGCAGCCACAUACUUGGGUUUUCAAGAAAUGUAUGAACCAAAAGAAGGUCCAGCCUUGUUAGAAAACAUUUUGUCGAAAUGUUGUUUCCAUCCCCAAAAAUAUGCAACACAGCCAAAGACAUUUUCCAUUUCACUUUUUGUCAUCACCAGUGAAUCUGGUCCUGCUCAAGGUUUCUGCCUGUAAAAGGAAGUUUUCAAUUGCCAUUGUUGCCAAAUUCUUGAUCGUAUUGGAUUAAUGUUGGACCUCCCAAAAAAGUCUCCUGAAAUA